AUGAAAAAAUCUAUUACUCUUAAACCUUCUUGUUUACCACAUAAAUCUUCUAACUCAAUAAUUAUUGAUACUCAUAAAAUGAUUAAAGCAAUAAAUUCAAAUGACCCUCAAUUUGUUGUAUUAAAAGAAGCAGCUAUUAAAUAUAAUUGUGUGUUAUUAUUACCACCUGCUUCAUUAAUAAAAGACUUAGCAAUAACACCAAACCUAUUAGCCAGUCAUUUAAUUCUUCUUGAUACAUCUCAUAAGUUUAUUACAUUAUCUUAUGUUCCUGGUACAAUUCAAGAUUCUAUUAUUCGUAUUUACCAACCAAUUCCAUACUCAACAUUUUACCCAAGAUUAUUAGAAGAGGCAGAACAAAUGAUAAGAAAUACCACCUCUAAUAACUGUGUUUUAGUAGAAUCUGUUGAUUCAUUAUAUUUUGGAGAGUACCAUUUAACAAUGUUACAUAUAAGUGAUGUAAUAGUAUAUCAAGGGUGUGAAUGGAAAUGGAAACAAUGUUCAAUAUAUGAUAAUAACGAAUAUCAAAUAGAAUUAUUUUUCCAACAAAAAAUUGAAUUCUUAAAUAAAGAAAUUACAUCAAUGAAAAUGGAUAUUAGACAACAAACAAGAAAUAUUUUAAAUGAAGAAAUUGUCAUUUUUAAAAUUAUUAAUUUAGAUAAUUCAUUACUAAAACAAAUUGAAACAUUUGUAUUAAAGUUUCCUCUUAUAGUCAAAGGAAUUUCACUUGAAGAACGUGAAACGAUUAUUAGUCAAUAUUGUAAUGAAUUUUGUGAUAAAAUAAGAAAAGAUCAAAUAUACUGUGUAAUGAAUAAUAUUAGAUUAAAGAGUGUUAUAAAAAGAAUGAUAAUAACUCGAUUAUAUCCAUAUUUAUGGCAACCCUCUAUUUCAGUAUUAGAAGGAACAACAAUAAAUUCUAUGAUGAUGGAUUUAAGUAUAAAAGAAAUUAUGAAACUUCAUAAUUUUGUAAGUUUAAAACAACUUGGAUUAAGCAAUAAAAAUAUUCCUUUAUUUUCUGAAAUGAUUGAAUAUAUUAAAGAGAUAGACAGUUUAAGAUGUCCAAAUGAUAAAUUACAAUACUUAAAUGGAAUAAUAUUAAUGGUUGAACAAAUAUGUAAAUUUCUUUAUACUCCUAAUGACGUAGAUACUCUUUUAAAAUUUAUUAUUAUUAAAUCUCAAAUGCCACACCUUGCAUCUACUUUACGUUACAUCGAAGUAUACAGUGAUAAAGAAAAUAAGAAAUAUAUAUUAAAUACCUUUAAUAAAGUUUUAGAGUUUUGUUCUAGUCUUUGUCAAAAAUCUUUGCUUAUUGAUGAGCAAACAUAUGAUGAAGAAAUUCAAAGAGUAUCAAGUGUAAAAGAAAUUAAAGUAGAUUGCGGUCCACUUGCAUUAACUGAUGUUCAAAUUCUAGGAUUACUUGAUCUUACAACAACUGAACAACCUAUUCAACUUGAUGUUGUUCUUAAAAAAAAUCCAGAAGAUAUUAGACAAGAAGAUAUUCCAAUUCUUAUUCAUUUAUUAAAACAGUUUAAUGAAGAAAAUAUUGAACUGAAGAAGAAGCUGAUUGCUGCUAAUGAAUAA
Molecule: messenger RNA, 1578 nt
Organism: Entamoeba dispar SAW760
Lineage: Eukaryota; Evosea; Mastigamoebida; Endamoebidae
Exons: 2
Coding region: 1-1578 (525 amino acids)
Biological process (GO): vesicle-mediated transport
Cellular component (GO): endocytic vesicle; cytosol
Molecular function (GO): guanyl-nucleotide exchange factor activity; small GTPase binding
Source: RefSeq, a predicted model, not a curated record